AUGCGUCAUCCAGUUGAUUCAGUGGCUUGGCAUACAAUAGAUCAUAAGUGGCCAGAUUUUGCAUCAGAUCCUAGAAAUCUCCGCCUUGGUCUUGCGACAGAUGGAUUCAAUCCUUUUGGUGACCUUAGUUCCAUAUAUAGUUGUUGGCCAGUUAUUUUGGUCAAUUAUAAUCUUCCUCCAUUGAUGUGCAUGACCAAGGAAAAUAUUAUGCUGACAUUACUGAUUCCAGGUCCAAAGCAACCGGGAAAUGAUAUAGAUGUAUACUUGAAACCCCUUGUGGAGGAUUUAAAGGAGUUGUGGGACAUAGGUGUGGAGGCAUAUGAUGCAUUUAGCAAGUCAAUAUUCAACCUGAAGGUUAUUUUGAUGUGGACAAUCAAUGAUUUUCCAGCUUACGAAAAUCUAGCUGGAUGUGCCACAAAAGGAAAAUUUGGUUGCCCAAUAUGUGGUGAAGACACAUGUUCUAUGUGGCUUAAAUAUAGUAGAAAGUUUGCAUACUUAGGCCACAGGAGAUUUCUUUCUCCUAAUCAUCCAUUUCGUCAGAAAAAAAAGUGGUUUAAUGGGGAAAAGGAGAGUAAAGGGAAACCUAGACUUUUGAAUGGGUUAGAAAUUAUCAAUGCAUUGAAAGAUAUUGAAAAUGACUGGGGUAAAAAGAAAAAGGGUGAGACUGUCAACACUUUGAGGAAAAAGAGGAAGAAACAGAGGAGUUCAAAAGAGGGCCUCUUAUUACGUCAUAACUUAGAUGUGAUGCAUGUUGAAAAGAAUGUUUGCGAGAAUAUCAUAGGCACAUUGUUAAACUUGAAGACAAAAUCCAAAGAUGGUGUGAAUGCUCGCAAAGAUUUGGUACACUUAAAAAUUAGACAAGAAUUACAUCCUCAAGAAAAAGGAGAAAAUAAAUAUCAUUUGCCCCCUGCACCGUACACAUUAUCUAGAAAGGAAAUGGAUGUGUUUUGCUCUAGGUUGAAGAAAAUAAAGUUACCCGAUGGAUAUAGUUCAAAUAUUGGUAACUGUGUUUCUGUAGAAGAGCGUAAUCUUAUUGGGCUGAAAUCUCAUGAUUGUCAUAUUCUAAUGCAACAAUUGCUAUCAGUAGCAUUGAGAAAUCUUCUACCGAAAGGUCCACGUAAUGCUAUAUUUAUGUUGGGUGCAUUUUACAAUGAAUUAUGUCAAAGAGUAUUAGACCGGAACCGUUUAGAACAACUCGAGGAGAAUAUUGCUGAAAUUCUAUGCAUGUUGGAAAGAUUUAUGAAAACACUAAAAGGGUAUGUGAAGAACCGGGCAAGACCAGAAGGAUGCAUAGCUGAGUGUUACCUCGCAGAAGAACGAAUGAUAUUUUGUAGUGCUUAUAUAAAAAAGGCUUAUAGUAUUGGUGUUCAUUCUAAUAGGAAUGAUGAUUUGGAAGAUGGAUUAUUAGAAGGUCGCCCAAUUUCUAAAGGAAAAGAAAAGAUUUUAGAGAACCACGUGUUGCAAGCUGCACAUCGAUAUAUAUUUUUCAAUAGUGCAGAAGUUGAACCUUACUUACAGAUGCACAUUGACGAGCUUAAACAAACAAAUCAUCGUUUCUCAAGUAAUGAAACAUUGUUACAAAAGAAACAUAUGGAAACAUUUGCCGAAUGGUUAUCAAAACAGGUUUCUGUUAACUCUUCAGGUCGAAUUCAAUGGCUAGCACAUGGUCCUAGAAAGCAUGUUACAUCUUAUACAGGAUAUAUUGUAAAUGGAUAUCGGUUCCACACAAUUGAUGUUGGAAGGUCGACACAAGAUAGUGGUGUUUCAAUUGAAGCUGAUACUAUUUAUCAAUCUAAUGCUAAUGACAAUUCACAUAUAGUAGGAAGAUUAUCAUACUAUGGAGUUAUUCGAGAUAUUAUUUUGCUAGAUUACUAUUCUUUUAAAGUGCCUGUUUUUAGAUGUGAUUGGGCCAAUCCUGGAACUGGUAUCAAAAUUGAAGAUGGUUUUACACUGGUCAACUUACAUCAAGGACUAAAAACUUUUGAAACGCCGCCUCGAGGUAUUCAUAACAUGAACUUGCUUGAAGAAGAUGCUUAUACGUCAUCAACACCUCUUGAUGUAUCCCAACUUGAGAUUAACAUUACUGAGAAAGAACCAUACUCAAGGAAUGAGUGUGAUGGAAUUGAUGUGAUUGAGACAUGA
Zingiber officinale is the source of this 2142-nucleotide messenger RNA. RefSeq lists its product as uncharacterized. Lineage: Eukaryota; Viridiplantae; Streptophyta; Magnoliopsida; Zingiberales; Zingiberaceae. The record is from RefSeq and is a predicted model, not a curated record. Bases 1 to 2142 code for a protein of 713 amino acids. The transcript is spliced from 5 exons.